This is a messenger RNA of Leucoraja erinaceus (little skate), 5322 nucleotides long. RefSeq names its product interleukin-6 receptor subunit beta-like. The record is from RefSeq and is a predicted model, not a curated record. The transcript is spliced from 15 exons. Lineage: Eukaryota; Metazoa; Chordata; Chondrichthyes; Rajiformes; Rajidae. Bases 2131 to 4314 code for a protein of 727 amino acids. Gene Ontology annotation, molecular function: cytokine binding; cytokine receptor activity. Gene Ontology annotation, cellular component: external side of plasma membrane; signaling receptor complex. Gene Ontology annotation, biological process: cytokine-mediated signaling pathway.
AUAUGAAUUCUAUUUUAUCCAAUAGUCGUGCGGCUGGUUGGUGCUGUUUCCUCACAGUGCCAGAGACCUUGGCUUGAUCCUCACCUCUCCAUGUGUCCGCUUAGGGUGCUCCGGGUGCUCCGGUUUCCUCCUACAUCCCAAAAAACUUGUGUGUUUAUAGAUUAAUUGGUCUCUGUAAAUUGUCCUGUGUGUGUUGGGAGUGAAUUGGAAAUUGGGAUAAUGUGGAAUUAGAGUGAAUGGGUCCGCGAUGGUUGGCGUGCCUGUCAAACUAAACUAAAGACUCAGUUUAGGAAGGAACUGCAGGAUCUCUGUGGAUUGUCACCUUGUCUUGGUGGAGAAGCUUGUGUGGUCCUGAGAUCCUGAGAGCGAUGCCGUCUGGAGCUAUCGAUGCUCCUGGUAGGGCCACCCAUAGCGGUAAGGUCGAGGGGGAGGUCUCUGACAAAGAGUCAAUCCAACCAAGACCUCAACGGUGGAACAGGCGGAGGACGAUGGCUGACCUUAGUGGAGGAACAUGUCACAACAGCUGGGAAGGCGGAUGGAUGAAGGCUGCAGCAGAAAAGGGUCUCCGGUCGUCUUGGACUCCAUGCCACUGGAUCCUGACCCAGAUCUGUCAAGGACCGUAGGGGUGGCUGUCUGUGCACCAGUCUCCCCACGUUAAACAAAGUCACGCACAGGUGUCCACCAUGUAGGGAAUAACACCCUGGAGACACCCAUGGUCAGCCACGACUGAAGGGGGCCUAACAAAAAGCACCGAAGAUAGACACAAAAUGCUGGAGUAACUCAGUGGGACAGACAGCAUCUCUGGAGAGAAGGAAUGGGUGACGUUUCGGGUCAAGACCCUUCUCCUCAACCCUAAACGUCACCCAUUCCUUCUAUCUAGAGAUGCUGCCUAUCCCGCUGAGUUACUCCAGCAUUUUGUGUCUGGUGAUUCAGUUUAAAUGUGUUACAGUUUUCUAAAUGAGCUGUGGCUACUUCCUUAAUCAAUUUCAUUUUGACAAAUGUGAGGCUACAGUUUCAUUUGGUUCCCCUUCCUCCUUUGUGUGUUCAAUAACUUACAAUUGUGGUUUUGCAAUUCACACAGACCUUUGCAGAAUCUAGGGGAAUUCACAAAGUCGAAAGCAAAGCAUCCACUGAAGAAGGGUCUCAACCAACAACGUCACCCAUCCCUUCUCUCCAGAGAUGCUGCCCUGUCCCGCUGAGGUACUCCAGCAUUUUGAGUCUAUUUUCAUUGAUUAUCAUUUUCAUUUCUUCCACUCAUUUGCCCUAGGUACCGUCUUUAUCUCUUGCCUACCUUUGAUUUAAACCAGCAUCUGCAGUUCUUUCCUACACAUCCACUAUCUGGUCCAGACCCUAAACGUUGCCUGUCCAUUCCCUCCACAGAUGCUGCCUGACCCUCUGGAGUUCCUCCAGCACUUUGUAUUUUGCUCAAGAUUCCAGCAUCUGCAGUUCCUUGUGUCUCCAUUCACUGUCUCUGUGAGUAUUUUGUUUUGGACCCUAGGAUGCAUUCUUUCACAUCUAGGGAAUCUGCCUGCCUUUUGCCCAUUAGUCUGCCUGGUGGGGUUUCCCCCCUUUAAUUAUGAUUGUUUUAUGCUCCUCCCGCCCUUUUAGUCCAUAUAUUCUCGUAUUAUCGGGAUGCUGGCGAUGUCUUUCAUUCAUAAGGCAGAUUAAAAACACGAAAGCGUUCUCUCUCCCUUUGUUUCUCGCUUGUUUUCUCUCUAUCUUCUUUGCUCCACGGCUCUCCUUCUCACCCCCUUCUGAUUGUCCCGAUUUGUGUCUGCUUUUCUAUCUUUCUCAGGCUUGUUUUUUUUCCUCGUGCAUUGAGUCAUUUCCCCCCUCUCUCUCACUCAUUGUCUUGUUUGCAGUCAGGGGUGUGGCUAUAUUUCACUGUGCAUUUCUUUUAAAUCCGCCAACACAGCGGAGUUGCAAGCCUGUGGAAGUGAUGUGCGAUAGAGCUUUCGUGUUUAGGUUGAGGUUAAAAAAUGUAUUGCCAAGUGUACAAGCUCUGAUACGUUGCUGAACACGUGGACGUGUUUCUGUGUAAUUUCUUGGACGGAAUUCCUGGGCUGUAGACUUCCUGAGCAGAGCAGGAUCGACUAGCAGCGAUAUUGGGAACUCUCAUCUAAUCAGGUGAUGCGUGGCACCAUAAGGAUAGUUUGCGAACUUCUACUGACUGCGGUUCUGCUGAAUCAACACAGCAACCAGACAGACAUGUUCUGCUUCAGAGUGGACAAGGACUCAGAGGUGAUCUGUACCUGGAGCCCAAUCCAUAACACCUGGAAGACCACUGAGUACAUGUUCCACUUGGAAAUGAAGAGCAGUUCCGUCCACAGCAAUAAGCCGCUUCGUAUUCCGACCCUCUUGCCUUCGGUGGCUCUAGAAAGGAAGAUCCUCUCUGCGGGCAAGUGCUACGUUGCCUGGGUAGAAGUCAACAACACGCAGCUAACAAGUCUGGAAUUCAUCAUCGAAGACAUAGUGAAACCCCAGCCUCCAGUUAGUGUGUCCGCCAAAACCGAUGGUCCCACGAAUAUAGCGAUUGACUGGACGAAACCUGCCAACCUUGACCAAUUCGUCAGUAUGCAGUAUGAGCUUCAGUACAGAUUGGCAGGCCAGCAAAAUUGGAGUGAGGUUUCAGAUGAUGAAGUUGGAGUCCAUGCAGUAGGCUAUGUUCUGGAAGAUCUACAACCAUUCACAAAGUAUGAAUUCCGCGUCCGAUGUGGGCGAGAGGGAGAAACAAACCAGAAACUGUGGAGUGAUUGGAGUGCAGUGACUGGUGCCAUGACUGAAGAAGCCAAACCUGUCGGUGUUCUCGAUGUGUGGUUCAUGCAAGGAGGACCAGGAUCUAUUACCCUGCUGUGGAAGCCUCUUGAACAACAUCAAGCAAGAGGAAAAAUUCAGCGAUACUCUGUGAAUUAUACUCUCCGCCUCCCCGAUGGAGAAAUAAUGAGCAGAGCGAAUAUCACCGCCUACCGUAACAUCACCCUUUCUGAGACCACUCAGCUUGUCAACGUCAGUGCAUACAACUCUGUUGGAGCUACAGACCCGGCCACACUCAAUCUGGUUCAAGAUCAGUUACCUGUGUUGAACAUAACUGUUCUCAACUACAAUGACCAGGUUCGCGUGUGCUGGGUGACAUCAGCCAAGACCAUGCUUGGGUUUGUGGUGGAAUGGGUGAACAUGAACUUGCCUGAAAAUCCACCAGAAUGGAAGAAAAUUCCAGCACUAGAUGAAUGCAUGGAUCUGAAACAUGAUGUUCUUCAGGCCUGGAUUCCAUACAAUGUCUCAGUGUACACUCAAUAUCAGAUUGGUCUGGGUAGGCCAGUAUCUACCAUCAUCUACACAAAAGAAGACGUGCCUCGCACAGGACCCCAGGUCUCAAUAUAUAACAUUUCUCAGACUUCAGCCACACUGUUAUGGGAGAAUGUUCCCCUGAGCCUCCGCCGAGGGUUUAUUCUUUACUACACUCUGUAUUACGUAAAGAAUCCACAGGAAGACUGGCAGAAAGUUCCCAAUAUAAGCUCUGCAUUAAAUAGCUUCACAUUAUUGAACUUGGAGCCUGCGAGCACCUACACAAUCCGAAUGGCAGCUUGCACUCGCAUAGGAGAAGGCACGAAGGGACCACACCUCAAACUGAAGACAGGAGGUAAUGUUGCUUCACAUAUUAUACCCUGGAAACAUAGUAUCCUGGUACUCGUGACCUUGGUUGUUAUUGUUCUUUGCAUCAUUGGAAUAUGCUGCUUUCAUCAAAGGCUAAAACGCCUUGUCUCCAUGUUAAUACCUCAGUGGUGCUGCCAGAGAAUCCCAGAUCCUAAAAUCAUCCGUGCUCUGCUUCAGCAGAAUCAUACCACUCCUAAACAUUUUACUAUGAUUGAGAGCGAUCCAGAAAUCAUUAAAGUGGAAGAGAUUAUACCUGAGAUCAUGAUGCAGCUACCUCUGGAAAUCAGGAAGAGCUCAAAUACUGAAGAUAUGUUUCGGCCCAACAGCCCCACACUUACUGAAGGCAAGAGCUCAAAUGCUGAAGAAAAGUUUCAGCCCAACAGCCCCACACUGACAGAAGCCAACAGUUCAAAAUCUGAAGAUCUGUUUUGGCCAAGCACGCCAACUCGGGAGGUAGACAACUCUCCACAGGUCUCCAUUCAUUCACAUAAAGAAUUUGCACUAAAGCCAAUCAGCACAGAAUUUCCAAGAGCAGGAAGAACCUGCAAUAUCUCAGGCUAUGAGAAACACUUUAUACCAUCUGCAGAACAACUGCUUGAAGAUGAAUGGCAAUUAGACAAUAAAGCACAAUGGCUAGGAUUGGUGGAAUCCCAACAAUGAAGUUUAACCUUCAAGGUGCCUGGAGAACUUGAUCAACCUGCGCAUUAUUUCAGAGUUACUCAUGACUCACUUUACAGUACAUUUGUAUGUGACAGUAUCUGUGAAGUUCAGGAUCACUCAGUUGUUCAUCGCUAAAUUCAGCUGAGCAAGGAACUGAUACUGGGAUCCCAAGGCCUGAGUAGCUCCAAUUAAUUGGCAGCUGUUUAAUGGUUAAUGCAAUAAAGCCAGAGUAGAACAUUGUAAAUGUCAUUUUCCUAAACUUUAUGUUCAGCCAAUAAAUAAAUCCUAAUUAUUUUUAUAACUCAGACUGAGAGACUAUUAUUAACUCGUAUAUGCCAUUUUAUUUAUUUAUUUUAUGACGUGCAUUAAAACACCUUAAUGCCAAACAAAAUUGUUCUGUUAAGUUUGGAGAUUGCAUUUUACCAACAGAGUGGGUACAACUGAUAUCCAUUUUGUCUACAUACACAUAUACUAUCCACUAAACUGGCUAUACGCAUAUAUCCCUUUCAUACAUUUCUUGUACUGAAAAUGGAGCACAGGUAUGAUGUGUCGUAUGAUGUAUUCAUGUGUCACGACCAUACAUUAGUCCAGGGCAAAUGAUGGAGGGAUGUAUCACCCCCAAACUACCUACUCGCCUAUCUUUCUAACAAAGCAGGUCAAACAGGCAGGUACACAAAAAUGCUGGAGAAACUCAGCGGGUGCAGCAGCAUCUAGGAGUGAAGGAAAUAGGCAACCUUUCGGGCCGAAACCCAGGCAGGCAGCUUCAGCUUUGGUAGAGUGCAGUUACCACAAUGCUAGCUCAGAACAAUUGAACAUACCAUCAUCAGAACUACUAAAAAUAUUCUACUCUCUUCAGCCCACUCAAUAUUUGCACUAUCCAUCUUUUAGCAUUUGCUCGUUUUUGCUCUCUGAAGCAGUCCAUGGUUAAUAACUCACCAUUAGGCAUCUUGGUCGGCAUCGACGAGUUGGGCCUGGUUCUUAUUGCUCCACGACCUGCCUACCUUAUUU